CCUCUUUCCCCCAUCACCCAGCCUCCCGAGCUCGGCGUUCCCUCCCCAGGAACCCUCCUCCCUUGUGCCGACCUCUGCUCCCAGUGCCACACUGCACACCAUGCCCCGUGCACGGAAGGCUGCCAUCACCCCAUCCGCGAGGGCCACCACCCCCUACACGCGGAAACUCGAAGAUAAACCUGUUGACUCUGAGAAAUGGCCCUGUCUCGUAUGUUCGCGGGAGCUGAGUAGGUGCGCGGACGUCCCUCGUCACGUCAACGGGCAUGUCAACAGUUUAAUGUAUGACUGUCCGUGGCCCGAGUGCGCAAAACUAGACGCACAAUUUACGAACAUGAUGACCCAUUUCGAUGCACAUGCAAAGAUUAAAAGGCGCAGCUGCAAAGAAUGUGGUCGUUACGCCACAGACCCCGCGACAGUGUCCCGCUGCUCCCACAAAGGAAAGAAGCGGAGAAAGGCGCGUAGCACUCCCGAGUCGGAGCCCUCUUCGACAACCUCCGUGGCGUCCGCCAGCUCCUCGCGGGCCGAUGUUUACGACGACCUCCAUGAAGAUCCCGUCGCAGGUCCCAGUAACCAACAGCCAUCCCACGGCCCCGAACCCUUCCUUCAUAGCUUCGACGGCUUCGAAUACGCCUUCGCCGAAGAAGCUGAGCCGCAGUUCUUCGACGCUGGCGAUCAGAACGGGUUUUGGGCCGCGCCCGAGGCACCUUCCGCUCGCCACGACAUCCCCGCCACCUAUGCGGCAGCGCCACAGCCCGCCGCACAGCCCGACUGGGUCCCCGACGUGCAGCCUCACCUCCCUCUCGCGUUCCCGCCCCUGGAGGAGGACUUCGAACGUGAAGACGUCUUCGUCGACCUCAAUGAGGUCCAUGCACCAGCGCCACUGCCGGCCGGACCUUACGUUCAGGACCCUCUGCCCCCGUUCCCGCAAUUCGAGGCCGAUGUUGAGCGGGCCAAUGCAUAUGUCGACCUCAACGAGGUCCAUGUGCCGCCCCCGCCGCCCGCCUACGCGGACGUCGACCCUGCCCUGCAGCCGCCGGCCGACAACAUGGUCUUCUUCCCGGAGUUACAUGGCCACCUCUACGAGCCGAUGAUCAACAACUUUUAUGAUGUCACACGGCACGUGGCCGUGUACAUGGACCCGCGCGAGGGCAUCCCCAGGAUGGAGCCCGAGUUCGACUUCUACUACGCGUACAUGCCCAACGGCGAGGGCUUCCUCCUCGACUUCGUGCCGAGCACGUCGCCGAACUUCAUUCACGCGGCGGAGGUCGCGCAGUGGCUCGAUGCUUCGUACGCGUGAGCUUCGGACCCGUCACCCCCCUAUGCAUCUCUCAUUUCUCGACACCCUGCAUCAGUCUCUUCGCGCCCGGCAUACAUGUACAUUUCUCA
Molecule: messenger RNA, 1386 nt
Organism: Rhodofomes roseus
Lineage: Eukaryota; Fungi; Basidiomycota; Agaricomycetes; Polyporales; Fomitopsidaceae
Exons: 4
Coding region: 101-1297 (398 amino acids)
Source: RefSeq, a predicted model, not a curated record